This is a messenger RNA of Cladocopium goreaui, 765 nucleotides long. The record is from the annotation of a GenBank genome assembly. NCBI's taxonomy places the organism in Eukaryota, Dinophyceae, Suessiales, Symbiodiniaceae.
AUGGCCACCCCACGCCGAAAAAGAAAGGGAUGCGGAGCUGGCGACUGGACGCGGACUUCCAUUUUAUGGCUUCACUUUUGGCUGUUGCCAGCCUGUCACCUCGACUUCGCAGAUGAGGAGACCGGCCACAGCUUCCUUGCGCGCUGCGCGGCUUCACCCUUGCUGUCAGCCGCGGAGGCCGGGGGUGCUGGCCGGAAGUUGCCAAAGACAUCGGAGCUGGAGAGAUGCCUCGCCACCAGCUCUGAACUCUUGGACGGCGUGCUGCGCAACAUCCGCUGCGCACGCUGCCAGCAAUGCCCUGAAGGCUGUGUGGUGGUCUUGCUACUUCAGGCUUUAGCCUUUCCAGCCGACUUUGAAGAGGUCACCAGCUGCUCCUUCUCCCUGCUGUUCUACUUCCGCGCCUAUCAGCUCUUCCAGGAUUUUGAUCCACAUUGGACGCGGGCGCUUCUAGAGAACCUGCCGGCCCUGGUGAAUGCCCGGCGCGGCCAAUGUGCUGCAGCCCGACGCCAGGAACUGCAGGAGGUGCGUCUUCCACCGCAAGAGGCGAGGCUGUGGCAAUGGUACUACGGUGGAUGGACGAGAAGCGACCUGGCAGAGGAUCUAUCGUCAACAAGCAGGAGUGGAAGCACACAAGUUGCAACCUGGGAGUCGCAGGUGCAAGAGGAGAACUUCGCGAGGACCUUCUCGCGCAGCAGCGAGAAAGGACGGGAUCCUCAGAAGAAGAAUGAAAGCGUGGAGCUGCUGAAGAGGGGCCCAUGGGGCUAG